CUUCACUGGACCCACCGUAUUUUCAUCCGGCACUCAAUUUUUGCUGUAUAACCGAUACACCUCGUAGAUACGGUUCAAAUGUGACUAUAAAUAUUUCCCACAACUUUCGAUCAUGGUCUCGCUUGCUUCUAUGGAGAGAGCAACUGGCGUCAUCGCCCCUGCCGUUGGGGGCAGCCUAAAGCGCAAACAAAUCGAUUCCGCCGACGUCGACAGCCCUCUCCCGUCCUCGCAAUACAAACGCCGUAGAGUUACGUUCGACCCCUCUGUCGAUGUCCAUAUACUGCCCGAUGCAAAUGAGAAAAGCCUUGAACUCGUCGUGGAAGAGGUACGACGUGCUCUUGAGAAGCACGCCGACAAGUUGCAUCCCGACAAUGGACCCUACGAUGAGAUACGCAGUCUCCUACUCGCAAAACCUACGUCAGCCGGCGCACCUCUUACCUCCCUCCUCUACAAAUACAUCGUCGCCUUGAGCAAUCACGUUCCCCUCCUUAACCACGAAUGCUCCGGCAUGGUCCACGCCAUAGUCGACUCCUACUGGGUAGCUCGCAACGAACAAUAUGUCAGAUCGUACCGACACUUGCUCAGCUCAUUGCUAUCUGUUCACCCUGGAUACACAUCCUCGGUGCUUACAAUGCUCGUGAGCAUGCUUGCUACCUCUCCAUCCCCGGCGAUCCGACAACAAGACGACCCAGCUGUGCCGCGGCCAUGGCUCGAAUCCCGCAUCCACGACUGCCUGAGAUAUCUCCUUCGACAGAACCCGAUGAUGAGCACAAUGCUCGGACCUAUCCUCACCUCCGUUUUCCCUUCCUCGAGCGACACGACGAAAGCACAUACACAGUACAUUGGCAAUAUCCUCAAAGUUGCGGGGUACUGCCCCGAACUCAAGGGCUCAAUCACGUCGUUGAUCAUGGAUAAGCUCGUUAAGAUCGAUGCUCAGAUUCAAGUUGAUCUGGAAGAGUUCGAGGACGACAUUGAGGAUCUGCUUGAGGACGACGCGGCUGACGACGAUGACGAAGACAGCGAUGAGGAUUCGGACUCUAGCACUGAAACCUUGGAUCCCGAGGAACGUCGCGCCAAGGAGGUGAAGGAGUCUAUUCUCAAGUUGGAUGCCGUUAUGGAUCUUCUGUUCUCGCACUAUGACAGCGUCUUUGCUAAGGGCGAUUUGUUCGAUAUGGACGAGACAUUCGAGAGUCUCCUGUCCCAGUUUGCAAGCAUCAUCCUCCCUACACACCGAUCCCGACACGCUCAAUUCCUUCUCUUCCACUUCAGCCAGUUGUCCAAUGAUUUCAUGGAGCGGUAUGCCGGUUGCUGCUCGCAUCUUGCUUUCGAAAAAGGUCAACCGCGAAUCUUUCAGGUUGCGUCCUCGGCAUAUUUGGCCUCGUACAUUGCUCGCGGUGCUCACGUUUCUGGAGCUGUCGUCCGCGAUGUCUUCGAUCUGCUCUGCCAUCGCCUUGAGAGCCUUCGAGCUGAGCAAGAGUCGCUCUGCAAGAUCCCCGACCUCAGUCGCUUCGGUACCUAUUAUGCUAUCGCUCAGGCCCUCAUCUACACAUUCUGCUUUCGCUGGCGUGACCUCAUUGUCACGAAAGACGGCAAUCCACCCACGGACGAAGAAGUCAUGUACCAUGAAGGAGACUUCCGCUGGCACAACGAUAUUCAGGACAUCCUUCGCCGAAACAUCUUCUCCAAGCUGAACCCUCUCAAGAUCUGCGCUCCCGAUAUUGUCUCGCAGUUCGCACGCAUGGCACAUCAUCUCCGCUUCCUCUACGUUUUCCCUCUUCUAGAGACGAACAAGCGUAUCAGAUUGGCCAGGAAUAUGGGCGGAAGCUACAUGGAGGGCGUAGCCGCCAGAGAAACUGCAUUAUCCAUGAAGAUGGGUGAGCAGAGCUUCCUGCUUGAUGCAUACUUCCCCUUCGAUCCGUAUCUCCUACCACGUAGUAGAAGGUGGAUAGAGCAGGACUACGUUGAGUGGAAGCCCGUCCCAGGCAUGGAGCCCGUCCAAGAGCUAGACGACGAGGAAGACAAUGAGGAUGAUGAAGACGACGACAAUGCCAGCGACAGCGAGUCCAGCUCUGACGACACUGCCGACGACGACGAAGAAGAACAAGAAGAGCAGCCGGAGGUCGCUGAGAGCACUGCUUCCGAUCCGAGCAUCUAAUGCCUCUCUCACCUAACCUCAACCUCCUCCUCCCACUUAGCACAAUUCCUUACUCUACCUUACCUCCACCUCUCCUUUCUCUGUUCACGACACCCCACACCUCUUCCCUUAUUUCCAGGCGCAACUUGACAUGUACAUGGCGGCCACAGCGAAUUCAAAUCAUGCAUAUACUUCCCGGGACGAUUA
Molecule: messenger RNA, 2341 nt
Organism: Aaosphaeria arxii CBS 175.79
Lineage: Eukaryota; Fungi; Ascomycota; Dothideomycetes; Pleosporales
Product: RNA polymerase I-specific transcription initiation factor RRN3
Exons: 1
Coding region: 113-2155 (680 amino acids)
Biological process (GO): transcription initiation at RNA polymerase I promoter
Cellular component (GO): nucleus
Molecular function (GO): RNA polymerase I general transcription initiation factor activity; RNA polymerase I core binding
Source: RefSeq, a predicted model, not a curated record